AUGAAUGAGUUACUAUCAAAUUUAACAAAACCAAAUGUAAGCCAAAAAGAGAUCAUGCACACAACCUUUGACUUGCAACUGAUAGUAACCAGAGAAAUUGCGAAAACAGAUUCAAAUUUGAAUGAAAUUGCAAAUUUAAUUUUUGAUCUAUUAAAUAGAACUGAUCAAAUUAAUGAAUAUGCACUCUUUCCAUUCUUAAGCAUAGUUCCACAAAUAUUUUACAAGCUAGAUUCUGAUAAACAAACAUUUUUACAAAAAUUAAUCGAAAUUGAUGUUCCAAUUCAUAUUCUAAUACCUUUAUUUCGAUCUCUAUCAGAAAUAAAUCUUAACAAUGCAUCAACAGAAUCAUAUUUCAACAAAUUAAGUCAAGUUAUUGAAAAUAAUCCAAAAUCAGCUUCAAGUUUACUUAAUAUCAUUCUUUUCUUCUAUGAAUACAAGAAAUUACCAAAAUGUGCCGAUUUAAUCUGCAAAAUUUUUCAAUAUUUAGAUUCAAAUGAAUUACCAGACUGUUUUUACUUAAUCAGACAACGUAGAUCGCAUUCAUUCGACCUAGUAUCUGCAAUCACUAGGCACAUAUCCUCAUAUGUCAACAAAAAAGAUGCAAAAUUUAAUAAUUCAGAUUUACUACUAUUAUUUAUUAUUUCUAAGAUCGACAUUGGCCAACCAUCUGCUCUCAUACGUAAACUGAUUACAAAAGAUGAAAAAUUUCACUUAUCUUUGGAAAAAUUUAAUAUGAAAGUUUUUUCACCAUCAGAUUUAAUUGAUUGUUUUUGUGGUAUAUGUUCUGAUAAUCUAAAGAAGCAAUACAUAACUAUUGUAGCUCGAUUACUCUAUCAAUGCUUUGUUUCGACUGAAUACAGAGAAAUUAUCACUUAUGCUUUAUACAAUGAAGAUGAAAAUAGAAAUUUAUUUGAUGCUACAAUCGAAGCUUUUGAAUUAUGUUCAAAAAAUUCGAAAAAAUUGAUUUUAGACAAAAUUGACGUUAUUUCUAUUUUGUAUUCUGUUUCUAAGAACGUUUGUGCUUUAAUCAUUGGCUCUAUAUUGCGUGUAGCUGCUUAUUCACCAAUAACUAUCGAUUCUGCAAUAAUUUAUUUAAAAAAAUUGUUGAUGAGACCGGUACAUGCAGAAAAAGCGAUCAAAUGUUUCUGUUUAUUAUAUGAAAGUAUAGAAGGACCUCAAAAUGCUCAAUUUCGUCUUCAAAUUAUUGAUAUUUUAUUUCAAAUUUUUGAUGAACCUUAUUUUCGCUUUAAAAUAUGCAAGGAACUUCGUAAAAUCGAUAUUAAUCAUUUUGAUAACGAAAUAAAGCAAAAGAUCCUUAAAUAUUGCGAAAAAUUUGAAAAUAAUAUUCAUGAACUGAAUAGCUUAGUUAGUUUGGACCAAAAUCAGUGUAUUAUUAUAAAUGAUACACCUGCAGCUCUCCUUGACUUGUUAAUUUACUUAGGAAAGGAUCCAAAAGAGUAUUUUCAUCUUAUUGAGUUAAAAGACCGUAUUUUUGAAGAUGAUCAGUUAGAAACGAUUAAGUUUGCACUAAUAGUUGAUAUAUUUGCUGUUCUUGCUCCAUUUAAUGAAGAUUUUUUCAAGAUUUUUUGUGAAUUUUCCAUUUCUCUAACAAAAAAGACUCUUUGUAACCAAGAUAUCAUUAAAGAAUGGUGUACAUUGAGUCUGAACAGAGAUUUUGCAGAAAAACAACUAAUUAAGGCGGAAAAGGUUUCAUUUAUUAAUAAUAUCUUUUUAAUUGAAUCAUUGACCGACCACCAGAUAUCCAAUGAAUGUUACAAUGCAUUAUCCCAAUUAUUUAUAUCAGAUGACUUGAAAAAUGAAGAAUUUUCAAUUCUUACGAAAGAAUUAGCUAAAUAUGGAGUAUUUGAUCCAAGUGAAUAUCAUGCUAUAUAUAAGGAGCUCAUUCUUGGUAUUCUUCUUGAAUCUGAUGCUUCUUUCAAGUUAGAUUCAAAUCAAAUAAUAAAUCAACUGAUAAGCAGCCUAGAAACGGGUGAUUUAUCAACUGAAGCAUUACUUUCAUAUGUUUCUCUCCUGUCCACGCAGAUACCAAGCGGAGAUCUAGAGAUUUCAGCAAGAUUAUAUGAUUUAAUCAAAAAACUUGAAUUUAACAACACAAAAGUUGUUAGUAAAUUCAUAGAAUUGCUUCUUCUCAAAUCUCCAAGGGACAUGGCCAUACAAUAUUCAUAUGAAAUUUUAAAUUCAUGGGAAGACAAAGGAGAAUUCAUCGUCAACAAGCAAAAGUCGAAGAAAUCAGCAAUGUAUGUCUCAAUGUGCAAAUGUUUGGCCGCAAGAGCCAUAGCUGAACAAAAAAUUUCCGAUGAUUUAUUAGAUCUUUUGUGUGAAGUACUUGAGCCAUCAAAUAUCAUCAGUACAGCAUUUGUUUUAAAUGCAACACUCGAAUUGAUACUAAAUUUCAUUAAAUUACUUGAAAAUCCUCCACCUCAAAAUUUCGAGAAAUUUAGAAAUUUAGUUUAUAGUUUUCUCUCAAGAUUUCGAAGUGAAAAGGGCUCCAAGCUUAGUGGAUACAUCGAAUCCCUUCUUACUGUCUAUGUUUCCAACCUAAACCAAGGAAAACUUCCGAAAGAGAGAAAGAAAAACCAAACAAUGAAUCCUUACUCAAAACAGAGGUGGAGAUCAAGGAACAAAUGGAUUGAUCAAGCCCUCAGAGAGCAGAGUUCUUCUGAUGAGGAUAAUUAUGCUGAUUUAGAAGGAUUCAUCGUUGAAUCCGAAGACGAAAACUCAAAAGAAGAAAAAACAUCAGAAAAUGAAGAAUUUGAACCAAAUAAAGAAGAGGAAGAAGAACUAGAUGAAGAAACUCAAAAGAAAUUGUAUGAAGAAGCAAUGAAAAGAGUCCUUCGUUACAAACCAAAAUUUGGUAAUAUGUUUGAUAGAGUUGUAUAA
Trichomonas vaginalis G3 is the source of this 2901-nucleotide messenger RNA. RefSeq lists its product as uncharacterized. NCBI's taxonomy places the organism in Eukaryota, Parabasalia, Trichomonadida, Trichomonadidae. The transcript has a single exon. Bases 1 to 2901 code for a protein of 966 amino acids. The record is from RefSeq and is a predicted model, not a curated record.